AGCACACAAGGAGAUAGCUACUUCUAUGGAGAGCAGCUUCUGGGUACAGCUCACAGAGAAGGAAGCUGUAGGAGGGCAGAACUGGGGACAUAGGAAGAGCCAAGACGAUCUGAAGCUGCUUACAAGUGUAGGUAAGAUGAAGGUGACACUGGUGCAUCUGUUGUUCAUGAUGUUGCUGCUGUUGCUAGGCCUAGGGCUGGGCCUGGGCCUGGGCCUUCACAUGGCUGCUGCUGUCCUGGAGGAUCAGCCACUGAAUGAAUUUUGGCCCAGUGACUCCCAGAAUACUGAAGAGGGAGAGGGCACCUGGGCCACAGAAGGCCUGGUACUUGGCUACAAAGAAAUGGCACAACCUGUCUGGCCAGAAGAGACUGUCCUCAGUGAAGAUGAAGUGGGGGGAAGCAGGAUGCUGAGGCUUGAACCCCGCUUUCAGAGCAAACAAGACUACCUUAAGUCUGACUUGAGUGUCAGGGACUGUAAUACCAUGAUGGCACACAAGAUAAAGGAGCCUAAUCAGAGCUGCAUAAGCCAGUACACAUUCAUCCACGAGGACGUGAGCACAGUCAAAGCUGUCUGUAACAGUCCCCUGGUUGACUGUGACCUCAAGGGGGGCAAAUGUUACAAAAGUCCCCGGCCUUUUGAUCUGACACUGUGCAAGUUGGCCAAACCAGGCCAAGUCACUCCCAACUGUCACUAUCUGACUUACAUAACCGAAAAGGUCAUCUUCAUGACGUGCAAUGACAAGAGACAACUGGAGGCUAGAUGAAGCACCCCGUACCUUUCCCUUCUCUUCGGAUCGUUGCCUCUCUUCUCUUGCAUCUCUGUUUGCUGAUGCUUCUGUCCCCUCCUUGGGCUUG
Molecule: messenger RNA, 854 nt
Organism: Mus pahari (shrew mouse)
Lineage: Eukaryota; Metazoa; Chordata; Mammalia; Rodentia; Muridae
Gene: Rnase10
Product: ribonuclease A family member 10 (inactive)
Exons: 2
Coding region: 26-763 (245 amino acids)
Molecular function (GO): nucleic acid binding
Source: RefSeq, a predicted model, not a curated record